UUCCUGAUUCCAUUGGCUUUGCUUUCUGAAUAAAAAAAAAAGGUUUUGUUUUUGUAAUUUCUUGUUUGCUAUACAGUCCCAUGUUUGAUGAUUCAAACUUGUAUUUCUUCCAUUGAAAAUUUGUCUUAAAUACAAUAUUGCUUAUAUUGUUUUGUUCAUAUCAUUGUGAUUGCAUGUUGUAUCCCAUUUAAAGAUGUGAUUAGGCUCUGCAAGUUGGAUUUUUUUCUUCUUAAACUGUUGAAAAGGUUGCUGCUCCACUUUACAAGCAACUAAUCAAAUUUGGCUUGGGAUCAAGGAUGAGUUGUAAAAUUUUGGACUUUUUAUGUGUUUGAUCAUGUUAGAGCUAAGAAGAUGUAUACUAAUCAUAUGUUGAAUUAUUUUGUAUCAUGUUAAAAUGCAUAAAAGAGUGUGACAGUAGAAGAUUGCAGUGAGAUAUAGGCUUGAAACAUAAACACGAGGUAAUUUCUUUCCAACUUCUUAAGUCUUGGAGGCAGAGUUACCUGGUAUCUGUGUUGGUGGGAGGUAUCACGUAUCUGGUCGAAUUAGGUAAGGUGUGCAUAAGUUGGCCCAAACACCACCAUCAUAAAAAAUAUAUAUAUAUAGGCUUGAAAAACCAGUUCUACUUAUUGAGUGGUGAAAGCUGUCUAUGGGGCUAUCCUAUCAAGUUACCCCCUCCAUUCCACUUUGUCUGACUCUAUUUCCUUAUUAGUCCGUUCUAAAAAGAAUGACAGGUUCCUAUACUUCUUUAAUGAGAAGCUUUUAUAGCCACACAAAUGCUAUGUCAUAUUCAAGAUAACAAGUUUCAACAAGUCUUCCUUUCUUGUUAAACUUUGGGCCAAGUCAAACUAUGACAAACAUAGUGAAAUAGAGGGGGUAUUAGAUUAGAAUGCAAUUUAUAUCCACCGACAGUGUAAAGAACUUUAUAUGCUCAUCCAGAUUACAUGCCCACUGAUGUGUGUUUAGCCGCCAUGGCCUUCAUAUCGGAGCUGCUCAUAGAUGCUAGAAUUUGGAUAGACGAAAUCCCAAAGCAUCAAGUGUAUUGACUGUCUAUGAUCUUGCAAUGUCAUUGCUUUUCUCUGAUGAUGAAAUAUCCUCUGGAUUUGGUGUUUUAGUGCUGUUCAUUUUACCAAUCUUUACCAGAAUAUGUGAGUAAAACACCAUCUAGUGUUGCAUCAAUCCCAUUUGACGAAUAUAUCGAUCCUACCUAGCCUAAAAAGCAUCAGUGUGGAGAUAGACGAUUUUGAAGAAUGGAUUCUGAGCUGGUACUACAUACCGGUGGAUGUCACUGUAAAAAGGUAAGAUGGCAAGUCUAUGCACCAUCUAGCAUCGUUGCCUGGGAUUGUAACUGCUCUAACUGCUCCAUGAGAAAAACCACGAACUUCGUAGUUUCCUCGGAGAGAUUUGAACUUCUCGGGGACUCCAAAGAGUUCCUUACAACUUAUACAUUUGGGACACAUACAGCUAAACACACCUUCUGCAAAGUUUGUGGCAUAACUUCUUUCUUUAUUUCACGAUUGAAUCCAGAUGGAGUAUCCGUUACAUUAUGGUGUGUUGAUCCCGGUACGCUAAAACAUGUUGAGAUCAAAUGCUUCGAUGGACAAAAUUGGGAAAGCUCGUACGAGCAAACUGUCAUUGCUUCGUGCUCGAAGGCAACAAGUGAAGACUCAAAAUGAUAUCUGACUUUUUGGUUUGAAAGUCGUUUUUCACAAAUCUGUAUUGUAAUAAUGUGACAGUUGAUCAAGUUUUCUUGAUUCAUCUUGUCUUGUUUUUCACUAUGUAUUGUAAUAAGUUGAAUUCAUCUUUGAAAAUGAUGUUAUUUGAUACA
This is a messenger RNA of Lycium barbarum (goji berry), 1825 nucleotides long. RefSeq lists its product as uncharacterized. NCBI's taxonomy places the organism in Eukaryota, Viridiplantae, Streptophyta, Magnoliopsida, Solanales, Solanaceae. The transcript is spliced from 2 exons. Gene Ontology annotation, molecular function: carbon-sulfur lyase activity. The record is from RefSeq and is a predicted model, not a curated record. Bases 1248 to 1673 code for a protein of 141 amino acids.